Molecule: messenger RNA, 265 nt
Organism: Rotaria sp. Silwood1
Lineage: Eukaryota; Metazoa; Rotifera; Eurotatoria; Philodinida; Philodinidae
Source: the annotation of a GenBank genome assembly
UGGUUUUGAGGAGAUUUUAAGAUCUGAAUCACGCAAACAAGUAAUACAAGCAUUAGCCAACUUAUACACUAUUGCACCAAUGCUAACAAAAAUUGUUAUAUAUGAUUCAGGUUGUUUAUUAGCAAAAUCUGUUAGAGGUACUUUUGCCGAUGGUUCGAUAUCAAAUGAACAUAAUAAUAGUCCUGGAGUUAAAGCUUUAACAGAAGUGCGGUUUUUUGUGGAUCGUUUUCAUUUAUCAAAUCAUAAAGAUGUAAGCAAUUAUUAA